Lactuca virosa is the source of this 1305-nucleotide messenger RNA. The record is from the annotation of a GenBank genome assembly. NCBI's taxonomy places the organism in Eukaryota, Viridiplantae, Streptophyta, Magnoliopsida, Asterales, Asteraceae.
AUGGCUAAUGUUGAUCAAGAUUCUAAUUUGGAUGGUGCAACAGAAGGUAGUUCGGAUGCAAAUGCACCCUUGAAAAGAAACCCGGAUGAUCCCGGAUGGAAUUAUGGCACAUUGUGUGAUCCUCUAAAUAAAGAUGCAAUCAAAUGCAAGCUUUGCAGAUUUAUAUGUAAAGCUGGAAUCACUAGGCUAAAGUACCAUGUUUCAGGACUAAAAGGAAAUGGUGUAGCCAUAUGUAAGAAUGCAAGAAAAGAAGAUAAGGUUGUGUGUGCUGCUUUACUUGAGAAACCAAAAGAGGAUAAGAUAGCAAAAAGAAAACGAGAAGAAGAAAUGAGGGCAGAGGUUGAAAUUGAAGUAGAAGAUAAUGAGUUUUAUGCAAGGUCAAAGAAGAAAGGAGAAGCAAUUUGCGUCCGUUGGACAAGUGUUCCUUUUCAUUCGAUUGAUAAUGAUGCCUUUAAGAAGUUUGUUGAAGGAUUCGGGCAAUAUGGUCGAGGUUACUAUCCUCCCAGUCAAUAUCUACUUAGGGAGCCAUUAUUGAAGGAAGAAGUUGAGAGAACUAAAGGUCUUCUCAAGAAACAAGAAGAAGAGUGGGCACGUAAUGGUUGUUCGGUUAUGACAGAUGGUUGGACUGAUCGAAAACGAAGAAGCAUAAUGAAUUUUUGUGUGUACUCAAGAGAAGGUACAACUUUUCAUUCUUCUGUUGAAUGUUCCAAAGAUUCACACACAGGGCAAUUCAUAUUUGAUUAUGUUGACAAGUGUAUUGAAGAUGUUGGGGCACAAAACGUGAUACAUGUUGUGACAGACAAUGUUGCCAAUAAUAUGGCGACUGCCAAAUUGUUGAUAGAGAAGAGGCCAAACAUGUUUUGGAAUUCUUGUGCUUCUCACACAAUCGAUCUUAUGCUUGAAGCAAUUGGUAAAGAAGGUAAAUUCAAAGAAUGGAUUGCUAAGGUAAAAACUUUAACUAUUUUCAUUUAUGCACAUCAUUGGACGUUGGCAUUAAUGUGGAAGUUUACAAAGUGUAAGGACAUCAUGAGGCCGGGAGUUACUAGGUUUGCUGCAACAUUUCUUACGUUGCAAAGUUUUAUGGAGAAGCAGGAAAAGUUAAAACAUAUGUUUACUAGUCAUGAAUGGACACAAUCAAAAUGGUCCAGAAAAAAUGGAACAGGAGCUUAUGAAAUCGUGAUAAUCCGAUCUUUUUGGAAUGGGGUAAACUUAUGCUUAAAGGUUUUCUCUCCGUUAGUCAAAAUCCUUCGACUAGCUGAUGGAGAUCGAAAGGCAUCAAUGGGCUUCUUGUAUGGAGAGAUUUAG